Aegilops tauschii subsp. strangulata is the source of this 1134-nucleotide messenger RNA. Lineage: Eukaryota; Viridiplantae; Streptophyta; Magnoliopsida; Poales; Poaceae. The record is from RefSeq and is a predicted model, not a curated record.
CCUCCCUCGUCCCCAUCUCCUCGCCGCCGCCCCCUUCCCGAUCUAGAUUCCUCCUCCACCGCGCCCCUCCCUUCCACCACCCAGUCGCCCCCUCAGUAGAUCAAGCGAGCCGCCCAACCUCACCGGCCUCCUCUGUCUCUUUCGGUCAGAUCCGACGGGCACAUCUUCCUGCAGCCACGAGCGACCACCCCGGCCUCCACUCCACCGCCGGCAUCCUUUCCCCUCCCUCUCCGUAGAUCCUUUUGAGCAGCCACCUCGAGGGCAGCGUCGCCACCAGCGGGAGGGGGAGGGCACCGCCACCAGCCGCGGCGGAGAGGUGGAGCCCCGGCACCCCUGACGGCUUCGCCGUCCCCAGGAGCCACUUCACCCCGCGCCUGAGCUCCAGGUACUCCUCCUACCGCGUCACCCCGCCGGUGAGCAGCGGCGGAUGCUCCCGGCCGCCGAGGGCGCCGCCGGCGGCGGAUUCCCUGUACGUGAGGGCGAAGCAGGCGCAGAAAGGUACCAAGAGGGUGCAUUUCGUCAGGAACUUGAUCAGGGAGGUCGCUGGGUUUGCUCCGUAUGAGAAGCAUAUCACUGAGCUUCUCAAGGUUGGCAAGGACAAGCGUGCCCUGAAGGUGGCGAAGUGAAAUUUGGGUACCCACAAGAGGGCGAAGAAGAAGAAGAGAGGAGAUGUCCAGUGUCCUCAGGAAGAUGAGUAAUGCUCCUCUUCUUCCUCGACCACCUGAACCACCACGCCGGCGGGCUCCUGAAGCAUCAACUUCAGUAACGGUGCUCUGCCUCUCCACGGGCUCGUUCACCAUUCGUUCAACUUCAGAGUUCAUCAGCGCACCUGCUUCGACGAGGACAACGCAGGCGCCGUCGGCCUUGGCGGCGGCUUCCACCACUACCACAUCGUCGUUACCUACCAGGGCGUCAAGGGGUGUUGGAGACGCUAAGGUGUUUUGCAGGUUGAAGGCGCUAAGGUGUUGGAGACGUGCCUGUACUUCUUGAGCGUUUUAUCUGUAGAGUGCUAUAUUGUGAUUGGUGUAAUAUUGUAUGGUUAUAUUGUGAUUGGUGGAAUGUAAUAAACUUGAUUGGUACAUCGGUGAUUUGGCUGUUAUUUGAAUAUAUUUAAAAUGUGUUCUCUGAUUGGUA